Messenger RNA from Prunus armeniaca (apricot), 549 nucleotides. The record is from the annotation of a GenBank genome assembly. Lineage: Eukaryota; Viridiplantae; Streptophyta; Magnoliopsida; Rosales; Rosaceae.
AUGAAAAACUCGUUAGAAAGCCCUGAACCGGAGAACAACAGCAAUGCUGACCCAAGUGAUACUUUACCUCCCCUUAUGUCAAAUCUAGAGAUAGAAAAGAAAACGGAAGAAUCUCCUCGACGGCAGCAGGAGGGAGAGCAUGAUCCGAUCAAGCAUGCCAAUUCUAUUCUUGCUUUUUUCCAUGAUGCUAUUGAAGACUUAGACGAUGCUGCAAGUUCAGAUGUUGGUACAACCAUUCCUGAUAAGGUUGCUAGUCGUGAAGAUUUCGAGGCAUUGAUCCCUGAGGAUCCCGACGACUGGACAGAAGAGAUGUGGGACUAUUGUUACCAACAGGAACAGGAGGAUAUGAGGAAUUUCGCAGAGCAGCAGGUGAGGAAACGCCUUGCUGAUAUUUCAAAAUCAAAUCUCAAUACAGUUUGCUCUGUUGAGGAAAGGAGUAUGCUUCAUCAUUUGGCUGGGUGUUGGGUUGAGAGAGAAGGGACUGGGUCUGGGUGGGUGUUGGGUGGACUAAGAGAUUCCAGGGGGUUUGGAGCAACUUUUGCCACAUAA